Aspergillus viridinutans is the source of this 609-nucleotide messenger RNA. RefSeq names its product fungal specific transcription factor domain-containing protein. The record is from RefSeq and is a predicted model, not a curated record. Gene Ontology annotation, biological process: DNA-templated transcription. The transcript is spliced from 2 exons. Bases 1 to 609 code for a protein of 202 amino acids. Gene Ontology annotation, molecular function: zinc ion binding; DNA binding. Lineage: Eukaryota; Fungi; Ascomycota; Eurotiomycetes; Eurotiales; Aspergillaceae.
AUGGUAACGCAAAUGCACCGUCUUGAGCCCGAGUUUGCCGAUAGUGACCCUGAUGCGUACAUGCAAACGGUGCUGACACUGCUGCCCCGACUCUUGAUGGAGGAGAUUAACCUGAGAACUUUAGAGACUGCCGUUAUACUGGCGAGAUCGGCGUCAUUAUUGCUGGCCAUGGCUGUUCGGAUGUUGUAUACUCUUGGAGGAAACCGGUAUUAUGUCAUCCACGAGGCAGAAGGAAGACAUCUGCGGGCUCUAUUCUGGCUCUGCUAUGGUCUUGAUAAAGACAUGGCAAUCCGCUUUGGUUACCCUCCUUUGAUGAAAGACGAGGACUGCGACUUGCAGCUGCCCGACAACUACGUCUUAUCGUCUUCAGAUCACCAAUUCUUCAUCAAACCUUUGUCAUCUCAAGAGCUUCUAUUCCCCUCGGACAUUCGCCUUUCCUUGAUCAAGUCGAAAGUGUAUCAUCUUCUGUAUUCUGACUAUGGCUGGGAACAGCCCGAUGCCAGGCGCCUUCAGUACAUCCGCGAACUUGAUCAGGAACUACGUGAUCUGAAGUCGAGCUUCCCUGACAGCUGUUGGCCUGACUUGUUUGCAACCGAACCCAAUGCAUAG